GGCCUCCCAUUCGUUCAAUUUUUCAAUCGUUGUGUUACUUAUACGCAAAAUUUGAUCGAAAAUGCUGGCCUAAGUGCAACACCGUUGGAACAUUUGGGGCUGUACACGUGGUGGAAGCCAUCUUCGUGGUAUCGAGUGAUUCUGGAAUCAUUUCAUACCCAUUAUAAUCUCUCCUGGAUUGCAGCAAUUAUUUGUAGUAAGUUAUAG
Molecule: messenger RNA, 207 nt
Organism: Gongylonema pulchrum
Lineage: Eukaryota; Metazoa; Nematoda; Chromadorea; Rhabditida; Gongylonematidae
Source: the annotation of a GenBank genome assembly